GUCUCCUUCAGGUGUUACAUUCUUUCCUCACCAAAAAACACCUACACAUCUGUCUUGGAUCAAAUGACUUUUUGACAUUUGCUCCUUUGCGCUCUUUGCUUAACAGAUAAUAUUUAAAUUUACUAUUUAAAUACUGUAUUUAAAUGCACAGUUAUUAUUUCAGAUUUUUGCUAAAUGCUCACUGUGGUCAACAACCAAUUUGCCAUCUUGUCAUCCAAACUCCAGACAUCAGGUUAGCAAGCAAGCUCUGCAAUGCCAAUGCUAUGGGUUUGAUUCCCAGGGAAAACUCAUACUGAAAAAAUGUGUACCUUGUGAACCAUCUUUGGACAAAAGUGUUUUCCAAAUGAACUCUUGUCAAUACAAUGCAUUGGUUUAAAAGAAUUAACAGGCUGCAGUCUUUCUCCAGCUAGGGCAUUAGCACACAUCUACUCAGUGUCACUCUGUAGUGCAUUAUUCACGGUAUCAUUUACUGUUGGCGGAACUUAUGAACAUGAUCCAUACAGGCCCCAUUUGCAGUUUACAUAUCUGCACUUAUUUAAGACAAGACAUUAUUGUGGACCAAAACACUGUUAUUUCAAAUAGAUUGACUUGAAACGUACCAGACAAGGCUAAAGACAAAGUCAGUUAUCAAAGUAUUCAACUAAGAUGCACAGAGUAGGUUGUUUCCUAUGCAGUUUUCUGCACAUUUGCGCAGCCCAGGAAAAAGCUUAACACUCACUGACAUCUCUGCCCUAUUUAGCCCCAGCAAGUGCCAGUGUCUAUGAUGAAACGUGAUUCCCCACCAGUCCCAGAGGUAGGCAAGUGUCAAGGAAAGAAGAUCAGUGGAGAUGCUUGGCAUACUUUCCACCAUCAUGUAGAGUUGGUUCACCCAUUUCAAAAGCACUAGUGUGCCUAAGAGAGAGCGCAUAGCCUAGAAUUUACUACGGAUUGAGAAUCACAACAAGGUGUUAUAUAAAAGGCACCAGGCGAAACAAAGGACGUGAAUGAGGGAAGGAAUCCCUGGAGGUAAACAAUGUCAGAGAAAACAGAGGAAGCCACUACGAGGAAGCCCUCAGCAAACAAGAGUAUUAAAAAGCUGCGUGCUAUAAGCAUGGUGUGCAGCCUGACUCGGAGCUGGCAGCAGUGGGUGAGCGAAAAUGAAGAGAAGCAGUCCAGUGAACCCAGCGGGUGGGCCCCUGGUUACCCUGAAGAUCCUAAAGAUUCAAAAAAGGAGGCAGCCAAAAACAGACUCUCUCAGAAGUCUCUCCCCAACCAGGAGGAUGUGGAGGCCCCUGGCCAGUCACGCAUCAGAACCACCCAAAUGGUAAAAACGGUGACAAGGGAUGUCCAGGAGAGAAGUGCAGGCAUUGAGUUUUUGACCAAACGUAUCUGUAAUGACCCAUCCACAGAUGAACUAGACAAGAUUCUGAGUAAAAAAGGGACACCUACACGCCGCAGGAAGUGCUCCAACAUGGUUUCGGAGCUGACACGAGGAUGGAAGGAAAUGGAAAAGGAGAAAAAGCAGGCUAAGGAGGGUAGUAAGUAUAAUGAGUUUCCCGAAGCUGAAGAGAGAGCCCUGCAGCUAGGAACCAACCAGGAGGAUACCGCGAAUGAUAGAACAAAGGAAAAUACAGAGUCGUCCGCAGUAAGGAUCAAAAGAGCCUCUGUACUUGGGAGCAAGAAGGAUGUAGAAGAUGCCAACAAAAUAAAUGCCUUGUCCAAAAAGUACAGCGCUGUGGGCAACCUAAAAAAUUGCUGGCAAAACUGGGCAUCCAAGCAUUCCAUUAAUCAGAAGCUGAACCCCUUCAGCGAAGACUUUGAUUAUGAGUACUCCAUGUCAACACGGCUGCAGAAGGGUGAGGAGGGCUACGGGCGGCCCAAAGAGGGCAGUAAGACAGCUGAGAGGGCUAGACGUGCAGAAGCGCACAUCCAUCGUGAGAUCGACGACAUGUGCUACAUCAUAAGGACUAUGGCAGACCCAGAUCCAGAUGGUUACACUCGAGUGACCUUUGGCGAGCUGUUUGACAGAUAUGUGCGAAUCUCUGAUAAAGUGGUGGGUAUUCUAAUGAGGGCCAGGAAGCAUAGAAAGGUGGACUUUGAAAGGGAAAUGCUGUGGCAGGGCCAGGAUGAUGGUGUCAUUAUCACUCUGUUAGUAUGACAUAAGACAUGAAGUCAUUCACUCUGGACUCAAAAUGAAAGAUUUUGCUGCUAUAGAUGACAUGUAGAAAGGUAAAACAAUUAUUACCACAGUUCUGUGUGUUUAUAUGUAUUGUCAUAUACUAUAUGAAUUAAAGCUGAAGUGUGUAAUGUCUGUGCCAUUAACAUCACAAAGCUGACUUGUAAAAUUUGAUUGCUUUUGAACAGGUUUACCAGAAACUCACAGAUGGUGCAGACCUAUAGUGGUUGAGCCAAAAUUACUGUGUCAAGAUGCUCAAAGAAACUGAGCAAUGUCUGAUAGUGUCACAGAGCAACAGUGUUUACACUUCUCUGUGAAUUCAACAUACAAAUGACUUACUCAUAGUUGUCUCUGCAUAUUAAGCUGGGAUAGGAGAAAGUAUUUUAACAUAAUAAAAGAAAACACACUUCACCUUUAUGGUUUGUUUAAUUACAGACUGAGUUUUCUGAGUUGCCUCAGCUCUUCCGUGUUUUUGCAGUAUGUUUAAUUUAUUUAAGUGUAUACAUCUAUAAAGAUUUGUUACAUUGCUGACAAAUUUGAAUAAUCUCCUGUAAAUAAGCAAAUGAUAAUGACAGAUUUGGCUUUUCCCCCCUAACUUUUCACAAAGGCAAUAGAAUUUAGGGCCUGAAGGUCUGUAUUUGUAGUAAUUUGUGUAUCCAUAAGAGGGAGCAGUAACACUAAAAUCAGCUUUAAAAGCUUUCUCUGAGAUAUCCAUUUACAGAUGUGUUAUGUGUUUUGAGAAUUUA
Myxocyprinus asiaticus (Chinese sucker) is the source of this 2901-nucleotide messenger RNA. Its product is annotated as actin-binding Rho-activating protein-like. Gene Ontology annotation, molecular function: actin binding. The coding region runs from base 1013 to 2137 and encodes 374 amino acids. Gene Ontology annotation, biological process: positive regulation of transcription by RNA polymerase II; positive regulation of Rho protein signal transduction. The record is from RefSeq and is a predicted model, not a curated record. The transcript has 2 exons. Lineage: Eukaryota; Metazoa; Chordata; Actinopteri; Cypriniformes; Catostomidae. Gene Ontology annotation, cellular component: sarcomere.